AUGGCCGACGGCGCAGCACCACCAAAGCCGAAACGGUCUUUCUUCAAAAAACCGUCCUGGAAGCAAAAUGCCGACACCGGCGACGAUGACGAUCCAACAGCCAUGUUCGAUGGCUCUAAGCAGACCUUCUCGGCCAUCAUGGAGGAACGCGAGCGCGCCAGGGUCAAGAAGCUGCAAGAGCAGGAAGAGAGCGCCAGAAAGAGAGAGCUGGACGCCGCUAGGCGAGGCAAACGACGAAAGACGGCUCACGAUGAAGAGCACCCGCCAGUCAGGCGAGAUGAAGGCCAGAGUGAAUUAGCUAGACAGCACGCAUCACUGUCCUCCUCACCUCCUCCGUUGCCCACUGUUGACGCUCAUUCCCUUUCGGCGCGCUACGAAGCUGACGCCCGGGCAAGCCGGGCGCGCGACGCAGAACUCAGGCCAGCUGUGGUGGUCGAUCUCGGUGACACGGACUCGGACGACAAUGCGCCACCGCCGGCCGAAAGGGUCCCAGAGCAGGCUGCGCCGACGGAUCUCGACGAAGAAAUCGACGAAUCAGACCCCGAAAUCCGGGAAAUCAUACGUGAGACAAGGCGCAAGCAGAAGCUCGCACGAGAGCAGGAUGCGACCCGAGGAGCGUCGCCCGUCGGAGCAGGGAACCGGCAUAAGCAGAGCCCGGCGGCGGCGACGAAUUUUACCCGUAAGCUCUCACAACGUCUACAAGAAGUAAGGCAAGCGUGGUGCAAGAGGCAGGGGUUCGACCAAAAAAUGACGGACUCUGUCUUCUUUACGUUCAAAGGCAGGAGGCUUUUCGAUGUUGCGACCUGUAGGAGCUUGGGUCUGGUUGCCGAUGCUUUCGGCGGCGUGCGCAUGAAAGAUGGGUUCGACUGGGAUGAAAACGACGGCAAGGUCACCAUCGAGGCGGUGACGUUGGCCAUUUUCAAUGAGGAUGCAAAGGAGGCGCAGCGGCAACGCGAGCCUGAGCCAGAACUAGAAGUAGCACCGGAGCCGGAACAAAAAAGAACGAAGAUAAUAGUCAGGACCAAGGACUUUGGCGAUGCCAAGUUCACGUGUGGACCGGAAACGACAUUUGAAAAGCUGGCGAUGUCAUCGAUCAACAGGUUAAAGGUACCUGCCGGCAAGCGGCCCUAUCUACUGUUUGACGGUGAGCGGUUAGAUCCAGGCGGUACAAUGGCGGAACUCGAAGAUUUCGAGGACGAGGACGCUCUAGAGAUGCACUUUGAGUGA
Molecule: messenger RNA, 1227 nt
Organism: Lasiodiplodia theobromae
Lineage: Eukaryota; Fungi; Ascomycota; Dothideomycetes; Botryosphaeriales; Botryosphaeriaceae
Product: Small ubiquitin-related modifier SUMO
Exons: 4
Coding region: 1-1227 (408 amino acids)
Source: RefSeq, a predicted model, not a curated record